GCCGAAAUCCAGUCUGGGUUCAUUUCGUUUCGUAGCGGAAGAAGACGGCCUCAAUUUCUCUCCCCUUUUACUCUUCGUCUGCCUUCUACUUUCCCUCCCAUCUCCCCUCCCUCCAAUCGCCAUCUUUACUGUCGCCUUAGGCUGGCCGGAAGCCUAGCCCUCUCGUCGACUGCCCUUCCGCCGUUGAACUCCUGAUCUCUUCGUUGCCGGUGCCCUUUGCCGCCUCGAUGCGGCACCGGAGUUGAGGGAUGAUCUCGGAUUCAUCCGGCGUGUUCGCCGCCUUGCGGGCUCUUGAUAAAUUCGGGAACUGCUGACGUGGUCCGGAUCUCGUUGCUCCGCCGGCUUCUCAAGCUCGAGCCGUUGGCGCGCGGGUGAUGGUGGUCCGGUGGGGCUGAUUGGUAGGGGUUCUAUGGCAGAGGAUGGUUCCGGUAAGGUCGGGGCGGAUGGAUCUUGCGAUACAUCGAUCGAUGCUUAUUUGCGGUGGAAUCCUCGUUCGACGGCUUUCCGUCCGUAUGUUUCUCCUCCCCAAUCGUCCGGGGAGAACUCGUUGGAAUCCAGCGGAAGGGACACCAGCAAAUUUCGUGGGUUCUUCAAGAAAUCCCUUGUAGCAAAACUGACCAAGGGUAUAGUUGAAACUUUCCAAACAUGCAACCCUGCCUUUCGAUAUUCAGAGUCACUGAAUCAAAAACGAUUCCUAACCAAUCCAUCCACUGGGGUACUGAAUGAUGGUUUUGACAAUGCAAAUUCAGAUCUCAUCUUGUAUGUGAAUUUUGAGCUGGUCAACUCAGAAACAAAAGGAAGGUACAUUGUCAAAGAUGCCCUUGGCCAAGGGACCUUUGGACAGGUUGCCAAAUGCUGGGAUCUGGAAUCUAACAAAUAUGUUGCUGUGAAGGUUAUUAAGAACCAACCUGCUUACUAUCGACAGGCAUUGGUUGAGGUUUCUAUCCUGGACAUGUUAAAUAAGAAGUAUGAUCCUGAUGAUAAACAUCACAUAGUCCGGAUGCUUGAUUAUUUUGUAUUUCAUCGGCACUUGUGCAUAUCAUUUGAAAUGCUUGGCUCAAACCUGUAUGAAUUGAUCAAAAUGAACCACUUCAAAGGUUUGUCCCUGAGCAUUGUGCAGGCAUUCUCAAAACAGAUCUUGCAUGCAUUGAUUGUCAUGAAAGAUGCUGGUAUAAUUCAUUGUGAUAUGAAGCCAGAGAACAUACUCAUGUCAACAAGUGUGAAGCCUCCACAAAUAAAAGUUAUUGAUUUUGGAUCAGCUUGUAUGGAAGGUCGAACAGUCUACUCUUACAUACAGAGCCGCUACUAUAGGUCUCCAGAAGUUCUUCUUGGUUAUCCAUAUACCACUUCAAUUGAUAUGUGGUCAUUUGGAUGCAUUGUUGCUGAAUUAUUUCUUGGUUUGCCUUUGUUUCCUGGAGCCUCUGAAUAUGAUCUCCUGAAGCGGAUGAUAGAGAUACUUGGUGGACAACCACCUGAUAGCUUGCUUAGGGAUGCUAAAAAUACUAGCAAGUUCUUUAAGCAUGUUGGGAGUAUUCAUAGUUCAGAGCAUGAUGGGACCUCCAAGGGAGGCAUUAGUGCUUACCGUAUUCUGACCGUGGAGGAAUAUGAAUCAAGAGAGUCAAAUAAACCAGACAUUGGGAAGCACUACUUUAAUUUUGUAAACUUGGACGAUAUCAUUGACAACUACCCAUACAGAAGAAAUUUGUCAGACAAAGAGAAGUUAAAAGAAAGCUUAACCCGCUUAGCCUUGGUUGAUUUCUUGAGGGGUCUUGUUGAAUUUGACCCAGUAAAAAGAUGGUCACCUUUGCAGGCUUCUGGUCAUCCAUUUGUCACUGGAGAACCAUUUGAUUGUCCCUAUAAACCACCCCUCGAGUCUCCAAGAAUUCCAGUCAUGCAUACUGUAACGGUGGAUCACAAUCCAGGAGGUGGUCAUUGGCUAGCUGCUGGUCUUUCUCCUCAGGUCGUUUCAAGUGUUAACAAAUAUUCAUCACAAAGUCCUCACGUUCACAAGGUGCCUAUGUCUUAUGGCAGUAGUUAUGGCAGCUUUGGGAGCCAUGGUAGCUAUAAUGAUAAUACAGGACUAGGAAGCAGUUAUGGAAGCUAUGGCGACGUUAAUAAUAUUCAUGCCUAUAAUUCACCACUAGCUCCAUCUGGGUUCAAUGUGCAUGUACAAGUUGGAGGACCAUUUCUUGGAGCUAGUCCAGAUGCAAGGCAUAGGUCGCAGUUUUCUCAUGGACAUGGGUACAGUGUUAGCCCUUAUGGAGGUCUGGGACCAAUGUCCCUAGGAGUAAGUCCUUCUCAGUUUACUCCUCCAAGUUCCCAGAUGCAGAUUUCAUCAGCUUCACCUGGAAAAUAUGGUCCAACAUCACCAGUUGGAGGUGGUUCUCGUGGUAUCUCAUUGAGUAAAGCAGCUGUUGUUGGCCAGUAUAAUAAGAGAGGUGUGGGCUACUCGUCCAUGUCUGUGCAGCCUUAUGGAAGUGCAUCUGAACAUGGACAAGGAUUUUCUAGUGAUGGCAUGACCUCUAAUCAUCCUGAGACUCAGUCUCUUGGACAUGGUGGUCCUUAUGCUGCAUUUUUAGCUUCUAGUCAUACUAACUGGAGGCAACAGUUGGGAGGAGCAAGCGGCUUUUGCAGUUCAACUUCUGUCAAUCUGAAAGGUUAUCCUGCACCUUAUAUGCAUAACUCCAUGACUUCUCAAAGAUCAGAAGUUCCAUUCGAUAUAACAGAAGGAAGUUCAUCUGUGCCUCAUCCUGGAGAAUGGGACCCUGGUUACAGUGAUGAAUCUCUUUUGCAAGAGGAUAAUGGAGACAUCAGCUCACUAAGCACUGAAUUUGUGAAUUGUGUGCACCUUGAUGACCCAUCAGAUGUUACUAGCUUUUCAAGUGGAAAUAACAGAUAUAGCCAUGGUCAAAAUCAAGCUCGCCUAAAUUCAAAAUUCCUGUCAUCAAAUCAAAGAACAGAUGGACUUCGUCAGACAUAUUCACAUGUUGAAGGCCCUUCUACCUCUCAUGAUGUACGCGGUGGAAAUGGCCGUCCACUCCAAUUUUCACAAAACUUUCCAAGUCGUUUUGGACAACAAUCUACUCAUCGGUAUAAUUAUAUGAACCAGUCCAUUAUGCAUGGUGAAAGAAACCAUCAAUAUGGCCAGCCAGCUUAUUUAAAUUACAACAUAACAGAUUCUCAUUCUUCUACCAAUGCUAUGUUCAGCAAUAGCAUGCCAUGGGGGAGGAGGGGUGGACAUCCAAUGACAACAACCCUACCAGCAGCUCAUUCAAGAAAGGACUAUGGAAAGAUUUAGCCCUUCCAAAUGGGAUAAUUAUUAGUUGCUAGCACUGAAAGAUUGCUUGCAGUUGCUUUGCUUGUGUUGUUUCUGCCUGUCCUUUAAUUGGGUUGUUGAUACAUUGUGCUUCACAUAAUGUUUUGCCAAUGUGGUAUCUUUAUAUCAUCUUUGGCCGUAUCAUCUUUGAUGGAUUUCACAAACAUCAACAGUGUGCUGCACUUUUAUCAUUCAAAGCCAUUUUUUAAUUUCUUUUUGCCA
Zingiber officinale is the source of this 3538-nucleotide messenger RNA. RefSeq names its product dual specificity protein kinase YAK1 homolog. The transcript has 18 exons. Gene Ontology annotation, molecular function: protein serine/threonine kinase activity; ATP binding; protein tyrosine kinase activity. Gene Ontology annotation, biological process: peptidyl-serine phosphorylation; peptidyl-threonine phosphorylation. The coding region runs from base 410 to 3298 and encodes 962 amino acids. Gene Ontology annotation, cellular component: cytoplasm. The record is from RefSeq and is a predicted model, not a curated record. Lineage: Eukaryota; Viridiplantae; Streptophyta; Magnoliopsida; Zingiberales; Zingiberaceae.